AUGGUCUACUGUGGCAAGCCCAGCAAAGGUUGCGGCCAGUGUCGAACCAGAAAGAUCCGAUGCGAUCAAGCUCGACCAGCUUGUUCGCAAUGUAUCCGGGCUAAGCGGGAAUGCCCCGGAUAUCGGGAUCAGCUAUCUUUAAUGUUUCGCGACGAGAGCAAAUCAGUCGUGCGCAAAGCUAAGGCGGAGGCGGGCUCCUCCUCUGCUAGUUCUGCUAGUUCUGUGUCGUCAGCCCGGUCUAGACAGAAGCGGUCGCCAACGCGAUCGCCUCGCAUUGCAUCCCCAGAUGGGAGUGGCACCGAGAGUCUGCCGUCUGAGCGGUCCCUACCCCUGGUGGACCCGAUGUACAACUUCAUCUUCGACAUGGAUCCACAGUUGGACUUUGCUAUGCCGAAUCCCUGGUCCAUACCGCUUGAGGUUCAACCCACGCCUGAAGCAUCUAAACAAGAGGCCAUCUGCUAUUUCCUGCGAGGCAAUGCCAUUCCCGGCAGCUUAUGGAUGGGGGACUUUGUCACCCGAUUCUUGGCUGAGCCCGGGGCCAAACCUAGCCAGAAAGCUAUGCAAUCUAGUAUAAUUGCCGUGUCGUCGGCAAUGCUCUGCCGAGUCCGGAAGAUGACCUCACUAAAGGACCUGGCGCAGAAGGAAUAUGUCUCAGCAUUAAAUCUACUAAACACGGCCUUGGCUGACGUGGAAGAGGCCAAGACGAAUCAAGCAUUGGGGGCUGUCGUACUGCUUGCCGUUUAUGAAGUUGUCACAUCGCGGGCCCCUCGGGAUAUUGACCAAUGGACGAACCAUAUCACUGGAGCUACAGCACUCCUGGAUUUGCGGGGCCCCGAGCAAUUAAAAACGGAGAUCGGUCUUCGUCUGUUCUUGCAUCUCCGCUAUCAGAUUAUCAUCAGCUGUAUCCAACGAGAUGCCCGGGUACCGCAAUCUUUACUGGACUGUACAGAGUAUGCCAUGUUCCUCCGCCCAGGUGAAGCACACGGCAAUCGCUUGAUCAUGAUCAUCGGCCGACUAUCCAACCUUCGCGUGGACAUUCAAGAGAAAAUCCUCACCGACCACCGAGAGAUCAUAUCGGUCGCUUCCAGCAUCGAAGCCGACCUGAUCGCCUGGCUAGCCGCACUGCCGCCGGACUUUACGUACGAAACUCACACCAAGUCCCCUUAUGACUUUAUGUUCCAAGAGCGUUGCCGUGGGCUGGCUCUAUAUGACGACAAAUAUUACGAAUACCCCAAUCUCUGGGUCUGCAACACGUGGAAUCAAUAUCGGUGUGCCCGCAUUCUCGUCAGCGAGAUCAUUCUAUCUCAUAUCCGAAAGCUCUCUGAGUCGUCUUCCAUCCGAUUACUCUCGGAUGAGUUCCGACAGCAUUGCAAGACGAUCUGGGCGAAUACUCGGCGCCUCGCGGUUGAUAUCUGCCGCAGCGUGCCAUACCACCUGGGUGCACACUUGAAGCAUGCCUCGCCCAACUUUCCACCUCCAGAAAGUUACAUGGGAGGGCUGAUGCUCCUCUGGCCAUUGUUUUUGGCGGGCAUUGUCGAGAAUCCGAACCAUGCGCUACGGCGAUGGGUCAUACAAUGCCUGAAGAUGGUGGGCCACAGCUAUGGAUUUGACCAGGCUUUGGCUAUCAUGGAUAUUGUGGCUGUUGACCCGGGUAUCCUUCGAGGUACCGAGACGCGAGCUGAAGCAGAAGAGUAUGCCUCGCCUGAAGAGAAUCAACGCCCCUCGGUGUUGCCUGAUCUCCACUAUAGCCAGAUUCCUCCGUCGGCAGAGACCAUAUUCUAG
Molecule: messenger RNA, 1782 nt
Organism: Penicillium daleae
Lineage: Eukaryota; Fungi; Ascomycota; Eurotiomycetes; Eurotiales; Aspergillaceae
Product: Zn(II)2Cys6 transcription factor
Exons: 3
Coding region: 1-1782 (593 amino acids)
Biological process (GO): regulation of DNA-templated transcription
Molecular function (GO): DNA-binding transcription factor activity, RNA polymerase II-specific; zinc ion binding
Source: RefSeq, a predicted model, not a curated record